AUGAGGCUGCUUGGAUCAGUCCUUCUUAUGCUUGCUUCUGUUGGAGCGAAGGAGAAGAUGCAACCUUCGUCUCAAGUGAUUUUUAGGGAUACUGCGGAAUUUUGGGUUCCGUGGGCCAAAGAUCUUUCUACAAGAGAUCCCACGCGUCCGAUAGUUGAUAUACCCUGUUUUAUUUGCACUUCAAUUUUCAACUCUUUGGUUGAGGAUCUCAACCAAGGAUUCACGACUGAAGAUAUUAUCAAUGCACUCAUCCCAGUUUGCUCGACGUUUUUGUAUGAAGAAGACAUCUGCCGAGGGAUACUGGAAGCCACUGUGUUGACUCUGGGAUGGGUAUUGAGCAAUCAUUCGGUGAAUAUGGAUCACUUCUGUGCCUUCGCAAUUGGUUCUUCAGACUGUACCAUUAGCGAAGACGUGAAUAGCCUGUGGACCGUCCCGAUUCCCGACGUUGCAAAGCCCGUGACGGAGACUGUCGUAGUUCCGGAAGGAGUUCCAUUGUUGAAAAUUCUCCAUUUUGCUGAUGUUCACCUGGACUUGUUGUAUGAAGUUGGGUCUGAAGCGAAUUGCGGGAAGCCCCUUUGUUGUCAGUCAACUAGUGGACCCGGCUUGGAUGUUCUUGCUGGCAUCUUCGGUGCUUACGAACCUUGCGAUACUCCACAGAACGCUAUUGAUGAUGCGUUUCAGCACAUUCUUGCCACACAUCCGGACCUUGAUAUGAUCAUUUUUACUGGAGACAUUCCGCCUCAUGAUCUAUGGGCUCAAAGUGUGGAGUCAAACUUGGCUGCAAUCGCUCAAUUUUACGACACAAUGGUCACUUAUUUCGGGGACAAGGCGGUGCUCAUGGGGCUGGGUAACCACGACCCUCAUCCAUGUAAUGUUUUCUCAUUUGCUGAACUCGGGGAACCCGCUGAGUUGUCAACGAAUUACAUUUACGAUGACGCGUGGGAGAAUUGGAAACAUUGGCUGCCUGCGGAUCAAGAAGCGAAUGUGCGCAAAACUGGGCAGUACUCGGUGUCACCCCGUCCUGGAUUACGCGUGCUCGUUUUCAAUAAUCUCCUGGGAUAUGUAAACAACUGGAUGGUAUGGUCUGGAAUUCCUGAUCCAAAUGCCCAACUCGAGUGGCUUGCCGGUGAAUUGCAACUUGCAGAAAACGCAGGCGAGAAGGUGUUCCUUAUUGGCCAUAUACCACCGGGUUCUCGUGAUCUCACGCCAGUUUGGAGUCAUAACUUCAAUAGGAUUGUGAACCGGUACGAGAACAUAAUCAAAGCCCAGUUUUAUGGACACACCCAUUGGGAUGAAUUCAAUGUAUUCUUCAAUGAAGAGGGACUACCGUCGAAUGUGGCCUAUAUCACACCCAGCUUGACGACUUACGAGUAUUUGAAUUACGGUUACAGAAUAUUCUAUGUCGAUGGAGCUCGGGAAGCUGACUCGACUUGGGCGGUCGUGGAUCACGAAACAUGGAUUUACCAGUUGGAUGAAGCAAAUAAUGAAGGCAUGACAACAUGGUUCAAAGCAUAUUCGAUGUUGGAGGAAUUCCGUAUGUCGGACUUGUCUCCUACGUCGUACGCGUCUCUUGGUGCUUCACUCGCAACUGAUGACGUUGUAUUCGACAAAUAUUACAGGCAUUACUGGAAGAACUCUCCUGUGAGACCAGUGUGUGAUGCGGAGUGCAGAGCGACACUCGCGUGUGACUCUUUGACGUCAGAUGUCAGUGAUACUUCUCAUUGCGUUGCCUGAUUUGUACGAAUGCCAGUUCAUUGAGAGAGAUGCACGAAUAUUCUGGAAAAA
Molecule: messenger RNA, 1785 nt
Organism: Notodromas monacha
Lineage: Eukaryota; Metazoa; Arthropoda; Ostracoda; Podocopida; Cyprididae
Source: the annotation of a GenBank genome assembly